AUGGGUAAAUCAAUAAGCGGAGAAAAUUUUGUUCUAUUUAUUCUUAAGAUUGUCGGAGGACCGUUAGGAAAAAGCUAUUCUUGUUCGUAUGCCUCGGGCAGAUUUAUCUACACGAUAAUAUUAAGUUCGUUCAGUUGUGCGCUUUUUACAAUCUGUAUGCUCGACCUCAGAAGUAUGCUGUAUUGUCAGCAGGACUUGGUGUUGAGCGUGAUCGACUUGCUACUGUUGCUCGGAAUCGCAUUCGCGUUGUUUGCAAUACAAUUUACGACGUUAGUAAGAUACCUGAAACAAUCGCAACCAUCCAUUUUCCAGUGCUUGGAAGAACUCGACGGGCAAUUGUACGCGCUCAACGUGGGCAUCAAUUCUUCUGCUUCGUUCGCAACGAAUUGCAUCACAAUUUUCAUCGUAACCACGUUGGUAGUGAUUACUUAUCUACUGUCCAAUGUACCGCGGAUGGAGAUCAACAGUUUACAAACAGUUGCCUUCAAUUGCUACGGACUUUUUACGAUCUUUCUCAUGCACGGAAUUAACUUGGUCCUUUGCCAUCAGCUACGAAAAAGAAUUCGAUACAUGGUGGUGCAUCUGGAGAAAAUGAUCCGUUUGGAUAGAUCUUGCUCAAAAUUGGCUAGAGAUUUAAGGUCUUUGGCAAUCGUCCAAACGAACUGUUUCAAGGCGGUAGCCUGUUUAAACGACGACUGUGGACUUAUCAAUGUAACGCUAUAUGCAUUAUUUUUCUACGUGUUAACAUCCAAAAGCUUUCAGUUGUUCUAUAUUUGUUCAAUACAGUUUAAAAAGCAUGGCUUCUCAGUCACCGAUGUCCUUGAACCAACUGCAUUGGUGGUGUCGGUCUUUUCUUAUUUUGUCGCUGCAACGCACCUUGGCGAAACUGUUCAACGGGAGACACAGCUGGUAGUUAAUAAUUUGCAUAAAUUUGAAUCGAUGCUACUCACUAAACAGCGUAAUGCGAAGUAUUACGAAACAAACCUAUCGGAACUUGUGGAGCAAAUUGGGCAACAAAUACUCCAUCAACCAGUGUGCUUUACGGUGAUGAACUUUUUUCAAAUUGAUCUCAAAUUUUUUCAUCUGGUAAUGGCAUCAGUGGCAACAUAUCUAAUCAUAUUGCUACAAUUUGAUUUUCAAAGUUAA
Anopheles coustani is the source of this 1146-nucleotide messenger RNA. RefSeq names its product putative gustatory receptor 2a. NCBI's taxonomy places the organism in Eukaryota, Metazoa, Arthropoda, Insecta, Diptera, Culicidae. Gene Ontology annotation, cellular component: neuronal cell body; membrane; axon. The coding region runs from base 1 to 1146 and encodes 381 amino acids. Gene Ontology annotation, biological process: sensory perception of taste. The record is from RefSeq and is a predicted model, not a curated record. The transcript is spliced from 6 exons.